Messenger RNA from Sclerotinia trifoliorum, 972 nucleotides. Lineage: Eukaryota; Fungi; Ascomycota; Leotiomycetes; Helotiales; Sclerotiniaceae. The record is from the annotation of a GenBank genome assembly.
AUUGAUUGGUCGAUCUUGCUCUUUGCCCGUGGUUCUGGACUAUGGGGAAUCUUCGCAUAUACUUGCUUUCCCGAGCUUUAGUCUAAUUUUCGAUUAGUUCGAGAGAGUGUCUAUGCUCAAAAUUUUAUAUCUUCAUUUGUUUGCUAAUUUUUUUACAAUCGGUGGCAUUGAUAUUGCAGCUCAUAUCUAAUACAGCACACCACCACCUAUUACAUACCAUCAAAACAACCAUCCCCAAACCUCUACCACAAACACAAGAUCAAAAUGGUCUCACCAAUCCCCACCCUCCUAACAACCCAAUUCCUCCUCUCCCACCUCCUCCAAUCCUCCCGUCUCCCCAAACGCUUCCUCCACAAAACCUCCAACGUCUCCCCUCGUCAAGAUCUCACUCAUUUCCCCACCAAAGAUCUCUCACAGUCAACUAUCAACAUGUUAUUACGCUGGGAAGCCGCACAACAAAACGCUAUGGAUAAUUUCCCCAUCUUUGUUGCUGCUGUCCUAUUUGCUAGUUUUAAAGGUGUCUCUGAGGAUACUGUUGCGAGUGUGGGUUGGUGUUAUGUUGGGGCUAGAUUGGCGUAUUGGGUUAGUUAUGUGUUGGCUGAGAGGGUGAAGUGGAGUUUUCUUAGGAGUGCGUUUUGGUGGGUAGGGAAUGGGAUUUGUUUUUGGUUGUUGAGGGAAGGGGGAAGGGUUUGAGUUGAUGGCGGGAUUUGGGUUUGGGAGAGGUGUUAGAAGGGAAGGAUGGUGGUGAGGAUAGAAAAGGUGACAUUUGUGGAGGGAAUAGAUCUUAGAGAUUGAGCGGUAUGAAUAGCUGUAUAUAUGUAGAUACAGGGCUCUAGAGCUCCGUAUUGAUAAACAAAGUAUAUACAUCCUUUUCAGAUAUCCAAACCGCCAAACGCUCAUAAUACAAGUUUAAUCUUGAAUUUCGAGGUUCUACCUCACAUCUCUCAUCUCCCAUCUCUCAAAUUGUAAGGU